CCUUUGAAUGAUUUCAAUCUUCCAGGGCCCUCACUCAUCAGUCAGUCGAGAGGCGCGUCCGGCAGCAUCACCAGCAGCUCGGGCACAGCGCGUUGAACAAAAAAAGGAUACAAACCAAACAAUUUGCAGCAAAACUUAAAAAGGGUGGGCAUGCAUCCCAGUUCAACUCCAACCUCGACGCCCUUUUCGGUCAAGGAUAUUUUGAACCUGGAGCAACACAGGGACUUUGACAAUGGAUUUCUGGCGACGGACCAAGUUGUUCCGAUGCAUCACCAUCACCACCACCAACAUCAUCAACAUCAUCAUCAGCAGCAGCAGCAGCAGCAGCAGCAGCAGCAGGCUGUGUCCAGGAGCAGGGACUUCUACGUCUGCCGGCCAGAGCCGUGCGCCUCCGGGACGCAGGAGAAGCUCGACGCACACAACUCCGCAGCAGAGGAUGAGUUCAACGAUCGGGAGACGAGCGGUGCCGACAGUUCACCCGAGCGCGACGGGAGCGCGCAGCGCAGGCCCCGGCCGCGCAGGAAGCCCCGGGUCCUCUUCUCGCAGUCCCAGGUGUCCGAGCUGGAGACGCACUUCAGGCGGCAGCGCUACCUGUCUGCGCCGGAGCGAGAGCACCUGGCCCGCGUCCUGCAGCUCACCUCCACGCAGGUGAAGAUCUGGUUCCAGAACAGGAGGUACAAGUGCAAGCGCCAGACGCAGGACAAGUCCCUGGAGCUGGCCGGCUACGCGCCCGCGCCCGCGCCCCGGCGGGUCGCGGUGCCGGUGCUGGUGCGGGACGGGAAGCUGUGCGGCGCGGCCUCGCACCCGUCGCCUUACAGCGGGACUCUUGGACACUACGGCGCCGUGUUCGGGUGUGGAAGCGGCGGCGCGUACGGCUGCGGGUGUCACAUCAACCCGCUGGUCGGUGCGACGGGCUGCGGCGAGGGGCCCUUCGUCCCCGGACACUGCCAGGCUUCCCCGGGGGACGUGAGGGCCUGGUGAGCCGCAGGGCCAUCCGUGUUCUCUGUGGUACAAAAAAAAGCUAUUCAAUAUUCCAGUGUCGUUUCUUUUUUUUUUGGACUGUAUAUUUUGUGUGGAAUUGUGUCUGUUGCCUAUGUUUUUUUCUCGUUAGGAACAAGUCAGAGGAUAAACUUAAAAAUCAGCUGAUUGGUAAAAUACUGUAGUGAAGACUACAGAUUAUUUUAGGAUAUUUCUCUGCGAUAAGCCCUAACCCUAACCCUUCAUUAAGAUAUGAAAUUCCUUUUUGUUUUUUCAAAGGUUCGUUGUAUUUUAUAUGAAAUAAAUAUU
Scophthalmus maximus (turbot) is the source of this 1287-nucleotide messenger RNA. It is a transcript of the gene nkx2.7, whose product is annotated as NK2 transcription factor related 7. Gene Ontology annotation, biological process: regulation of transcription by RNA polymerase II; cell differentiation. The record is from RefSeq and is a predicted model, not a curated record. The coding region runs from base 151 to 981 and encodes 276 amino acids. The transcript has 2 exons. Lineage: Eukaryota; Metazoa; Chordata; Actinopteri; Pleuronectiformes; Scophthalmidae. Gene Ontology annotation, cellular component: nucleus. Gene Ontology annotation, molecular function: DNA-binding transcription factor activity, RNA polymerase II-specific; RNA polymerase II cis-regulatory region sequence-specific DNA binding.